AUGCGCUGCCUGCUUCUGCCCCGAAGAAGAAGAAGAUGAUCAUUCUAAUGAAAGCUUUGCAGUAACACCAGAUUAGUUUGCUCUUCUGGCGAUGGGUUUCCAACACGUCAACGCUGGACACGAUAAUCCAACGGUAGCGACGCCGGGCGCCGAGCAUAAGCUGGUGUGCCAGGGAGCGAACAACCAUAGCUAUGUGUGUGAAUCCGGCCACUGCUGCGGGGAGACUCAGUGCUGCAGCUACUACUACGAACUGUGGUGGUUCUGGUUGGUGUGGACUCUGAUCAUUAUUCUGACAUGCUGCUGUGUUUGUCAGCACCGCCGCUCCAAACAGCGCUUCCAGCAGCAGCGGCGGCAGAAUGAGAUCAACCUGAUGGCGUACAGAGAAGCCCACAACAACACACAGCUGCCCCUCUACCUCCGGUUCCUACCAGACUACCUGCUGCCGGCUUAUGAAGAGGUUGUUGAUCACCCAGCCACACCGCCACCCCCUUACAGUUCUCUGCAGUCUGCAGUGCCACCUACAGAAUCCCCUGAUGGCCAUCUAACCCCACCCUCACCAUCUGUGGCCACUCCUCCUGAUGCACAACCACUCACUGCAGCGCCAGUUUCCACUCAGACCCAACAGCACAACAGCCACCUCAGCAACAAGGACUUGAUGCCGGGCCGGUACCGGCGCUUCACAGGGGACUCCGGAAUUGAAGUGUGUGAUGGCCAGGAACUGUGGGAAUUGUGGGAUCAGCAAGGCUUUCUGGGCAGGGAGGAAGAGGAAGAAAUGGAAGACCCAUGUGACAUCUGUGGUCCCCAGACCACAGCAGACCCCCGUGUUCCAGAUGCAGAAACACAAAUGCACAGAGACAGAGAGGAGCACUCUCCAGCUGCAGACCUGCAGCAUCCGAGCUAGUCUCGUAGAAUCCCUUCCCUGCACUCCACCACAGCAGCCAAACGCCUCAGUAACGUGCUGGGGUUGGGGCUUGUAUUGUUUGUUUGACUAACAUUCAUGAAUGUGUAUGACGGGCCUCGUGAGGUGGCGCUAUCACAAGUAUGAGACAAGAUUUUGAUACUUUGGACUUUAAAGUGUUUAAACACACCACCCGCUGUCAGUUGUAUAUUACAUCGAUGGUUGUCGAGGAUAAGCUUCUGGUGUCACAGCCGUGCUUAACAGAAAGGGUCUCCAAGUGGCUCUCUCAUCAUCCACCAUGUAACGAGUUCUCAACACAGAAAUGAACAAAAACAUGCGGGAUGAUGGAAAGCAGGUUUAGAAACCAUUGUGUGUCCAUUUGUGUGUCUGCAUUUACAGUGUCCAAAUCCCCUGACUUGGGUGCAACACAAAGCUUCUUAUAAUGGCCUUUUUUUGUGUUGUCAUGGUGCCAUAAAUCAGUAGCCUUGGGAUGUGUUUCCAGUUUUGUGCUUUUUUAUGGAAAAAAGUGGGAUUUUUUCUGCACUUCAGCAAACAAAGUGCACGUGAUGAAGCCCACUUUUCAUAGCAAACAAGGUUUGCUGAAGUCACAGCCAGCAGACAUGUAGUUACUGUAAGUAGCCCAGAAGCCUUAAAAUGAUUCCUUCCAACACAACUGAGGUGCCUUGUGAUCAGAUCUGAAAGCCGCUAUCAACGUCUACCAGCUACCGCCUGGACGUACUUCCUCAGGUUCAUUCCAUACUUCUCCUGGCUGGUGAUGAUGCCAAGUAUCAGCCGCUUACAUCAGCUGAAGUUCUGCUCCUCCUUGGUUUUGAUUGUUCAAGAAUUAGAAGUGCAGUCUCUGCAUUUUCACCUCUCAAAAUAUGGACCCCCCCCCCCCCCCGAGUUGUCUUCUUCUCUGGCUCUGGAAGAAGAACCAGGAGAGGCCAGCACUUGUAAUAAUGCAGCAGCUUCUUCUUCUUUGACAGCUGCUCCCAUUUGUUUUAAUGUCGCAAAGGCCAUAGUUAAAAGGAAAUGCUGUCAUCACAGCUUGAUGUUGCUUUUUAUUUGAAAAUAUCAAGAUGCAUUAAGAUUUUUUUUCUGGUCUGGAGGGUCUUGAAGAACAUUAUUCCAUACCAUGUUAACAAACAGCACUUACCCCUUCACCUUAUUAGCCCACAGAUGUAGCCAGCGUUAAUGUACCAGGUAAUAAGAUCACAUUACAGAGGAUGAAUUGAGAGCCUCAGAUUGUGGGCAUAUUGUAUCCCCAGAACAUCAACGAUAAGAACAUCACAGUUAAGAGUUAAGCUCUUUCUUAUACCUGAUCCAUCACUGUUAUUGUUAGAGAGGUUGUGCCAUUGUGUUGAAGGUUGAUGUAGUUAGCUUCUACAAGAUAGACGGUGUGUUAUUUAACACAAGAUGGAAACAUACAGCCCACUGGGAGAAAACAUACAGCCCACUGGGAGAAAACAUACAGCCCACUGGGAGAAAACAUACAGCCCACUGGAAGAAAACAUACAGUGCACUGGGAGAAAACAUACAGCCCACUGGAAGAAAACAUACAGUGCACUGGGAGAAAACAUCCAGCCCACUGGGAGAAAACAUCCAGCCCACUGGGAGAAAACAUACAGCCCACUGGGAGAAAACAUACAGCCCACCGGGAGAAAACAUCCAGCCAACUGGGAGAAAACAUACAGCCCACUGGGAGAAAACAUCCAGCCCACCGGGAGAAAACAUACAGCCCACUGGGAGAAAACAUACAGCCCACUGGGAGAAAACAUCCAGCCCACUGGGAGAAAACAUCCAGCCCACUGGGAGAAAACAUACAGCCCACUGGGAGAAAACAUACAGCCCACUGGAAGAAAACAUACAGCCCACUGGGAGAAAACAUACAGCCCACUGG
Molecule: messenger RNA, 2798 nt
Organism: Lampris incognitus (smalleye Pacific opah)
Lineage: Eukaryota; Metazoa; Chordata; Actinopteri; Lampriformes; Lampridae
Gene: wbp1la
Product: WW domain binding protein 1-like a
Exons: 4
Coding region: 92-901 (269 amino acids)
Source: RefSeq, a predicted model, not a curated record